UAUUCGGAACUUGUCGGAAAUCUCUCGCGUCAGUGGUCAGUCCACAAACGACCUCCGUUCCCGUCGUCUGAUGUGACAAAAGGCAUUAUUUAGCUAAUUUUCCAGAAUCUGGGUGCAAUUCUAUUGAAAAUAGUGAUUAAAUUUCAAGUUAUUUGCAUAACAAGUUUUGUGACAAUGUGCAUAAUUGAUUAGUUUUCAUCUCGUCAGUGUAUCAAAAGGAUUAAUGUCGAGAUGGAAUGCGAUGGAAAUACGGAGACAGGAAAGUGGCACUGAACGACGGAUUCGCUUUUAGAAAAGCGAUGUCGAGAAAAUUUCGUCGAGGUUCACCACGUCUACCUCAUCUUCUCCUCCGUCGUCGUCUUUUUGGCCUUCUCUGUUCAGCACAAGCGAGUCUAAGGUCGUGAGGUCAAAGUCUAUACAUAAUAUUGUCGAUUCAUAAAACGGCCGUCAAGUUCCUAUUUCUCUGAUGUUGUGGUGGGUCAUCACCAAGCAUUUAUAAGUCGAUAAAACGCAUCCUUGAGCCACUGAGAAAGGAAAUAGAAAGAAAGAAAAAAGAGAACCCUUUUAAGGGCCACUGACCUGCAAAAGAAAACAAGAAAUAGUUUUUAAAAGGGGGUACAUACAAUUUUUUUUCCUUUUUGUUCCUUUUUUUUUCUUCUUCAUCUUCUUCUUUAUGUUAUAUUUCUUCAAGGAAAAAUUAUUGUUUUCCGAAAAGUGAAGUGCCUGGAGAGCUCAAGAGCUCCGAAAGCGCGAUCAAAGUGAAGUGUCCGGGGCUGAGUGAAAUGGCAUUCAUGAUGAAAAAGAAGAAGUAUAAAUUUUCCGUGGAAAUUGUUCUCGAGGAGCUAACUGCUGUGCCUUUCGUCAGUGCUGUACUCUUUGCUAAACUUCGACUCCUGGAUGGCUCCUUCACCGAUAAUUCCACAAGAAUGGAAGUGCAGGACCAUACUGUUAGAUGGAAUGCAAAAUUUGACUUUCUUUGUAAAAUGAGUGCGAAUGCAUCGACUGGAGUUUUAGACCCCUGUAAUCUAAGGAUAUCAGUUAGAAAGGAAUUGAAGGGCGGCAGAUCGUAUCAAAAACUCGGUUUCUGCGACUUAAAUCUUGCCGAAUUCGCUGGAGCUGGUCUCUGUCGAAGAAGGUGUCUCUUGGAAGGUUAUGACGCAAGACAUCGUCAGGAUAAUUCUAUGCUGCGUGUCUCUAUCAAAAUGAACAUGGUUUCCGGGGACAUUCUCUUUAAAGUACCGUCGCCAUCGUUGAAACAAACGCAAUUGGCAGUGCCGGGUGUUCCUGGAAUUCCUGGAGUUACUGCCGACGAAGUCAUUUCAGCUGACAGAUGUAGUAAUCGGGAGGAUUACGUAUCCACUGGUUCUUUAGCAGAAUUACUGAGCGGGACGGAGCUGUACGAUCCCAUGACACUGAGCGAGGUCAUUCCUUCAGUUCUUCCUGUAGAAGCUUCGACGGAGACUCAAGUUGAAUCUGGACACUCGAGAAAUAGCAGCAAUACGAGUCAGUUGAGCAAAGGCUCCGGCUAUGGUUCCUUGAAUUCUCACAGUCAGCACAGUAGACAAAGUAGUAGUGGUGACAGUGGUCAUAUUAGGUCACCUUCUUGGCCGGUUUGGGCUCCACGCCUCCCGACCCUCUCCCAAACUCAAAGUUACGAAGCCAACAAUGUCGAGUCUCCCAACAAUCCUAUAUCACCAAUGCCCAAUAUGUCCUUAGCCAUAAUGGAUUCACCAAAUCAGUUUUGGCCCACGUCGAGUCCCCUUACUUCCAAGAAGCAAGGCGAUCGACAGCAAAAUCAUCGUUCAUCGAAAAUUAAGACUCUUAUUCUCGCGAAUCAUCAUGAGAAAACUAAACCGGUGAAAAAUGGAAUUUCAGUAAUUAAUAAUAUAACGAGAAAUAAUGUUUCGAGUGGUGGUAUUUUUAAAGUGCCUAUUGUCACCACUGCCCAUGACUUGCCACGUAAUUCCACGACGCGAAAAUAUGAGAAAAAUAAUUUUAACAUAACGCAAAAUGAUUAUAAUAAAAAUGGAGUUAAAUUGUCGGGACCAAAGCCAAAAAUCAGUCAACCAAGUUGGCGUGGCUUUUCGAAAACAUGCGAUUUCAUUGAUAAUAAGGGAAAGACGAGUCCUGUUUUACGAUUGGCCGAACAGGCCAGAGCUGUUUCCUCUCCUGAUCCACUUCACAGACCCGAUAAUCCUAGAGCCUCGACAUUAUCUGCGGCCACGACUCAGACCUUCAGGGGCAUUGGCGGAGGUCACCGGAAGUUGCUGGACGGAGCGGGAGGCAAGUUAGCCACGGUCGCCACCAGCCCAGACUCAGAGGAGUCUUCGUUAGCAGUUCCAGAAGUCGCGAUUGCCAAUGCGCAGCAACGAAACAGCAUUACCCCACCGAAUCCUUCGGGUGGUUCUGGACUCAGUGAGACUGGGUCUUUAGAUCGAGCAAAAGCGGCGCUCGAACGGCGAAAAAAGGCUGAAGAUAGUACGGGAAAUCCAAUUUUGUGCAGGGUUGAGGUCACGAGACCAAAUCCUGAUUCAUUAAUAGACGAAUUGCUGAAAGCAACGAAUCUUGAACAGUCGUCCUUGGAGAGUAAAGAGACAUCGGGACUACAAUUAUUUAUAACAAAGGAUGGACGAACAGCGCUAGGGACACACGAAGUCAAGAACCAAAUGCCAGGAGGCUUUAAGCAAGUGGUCAUGGAAGAAAACAACAGGUAACACGAAGUUACGAUGUCACGUCGACAUUAUCCAAGACAAACCUCCUCUGCGUUCUCAUUAGCGCUAGUACCAGAGCUCGUUUACGAAGCUUGCGAGCCACGGUAGUAAAAAAUGGGAACGACGCACUAAAGCUGAAAAAAAGAAAGAAAAGAAAAAAAAUUCAUUUAGACUUCGACUCAAAUGACGCCACUUGUUAAAUAUUUUAGACUAUAGCCCAUGCGGUAUUUGGCUUUUUCUCAAACUGGCCUCACUUUUUGCUUCUCAUAUUCACUUGUUCUCAAGAAAAAGGAAAAAGAAAUGCAUUUAUACUUUUCCAUAAAUAAGAAACUCGUCUCUUAUUUUUACGAAAUAGGAAAAUAGUUUUCAUCGAAAAAGGUUUCCACAAAAAAAGUGACAGAAAUAAUGGACCAUAGACAGUAUUCGAAUAAUGUGUUCAGUUAAAUUCAGUUUCGAAUUUAACAAAUUUAGCUUGAAUCUUUUGAACGGUUUCAGUUUUUUCCAAUGAAUUUCAAUUUUCAAUUUAUAAUUUAGAAUUUAGAUUUUUUUUAUAAAUUUUUCUAAAUUAGUUUAAAUUUAAAUUAAUUAGUUUUUUGUGAAUUAGUCGCGAAUUUUUCUAAAGUUUAUAGUUUACAUUCAAAUUAAAAAUAAAAUAUACUUUUUUUUAGUGUUGAAUACGAUUUUCAGAAGUGAGGUUUCGUUUAAAUUUCCACAACGAAGCUUCAUCGAUGCUUAAAAAAAAGGCUCGUAAUAAAAAAAACAGACUAACAAAUUGGCGUAGAGAGUCGAAAGUCAGUUUUUUUUCCUGUUAAUGGAGUAAAAGAAAAAAAUGGAAAUAAUAAUAAAUCAUGUAAAUACGAAAAAAAAGCAGAAAAAUGAUAAAUACUGCUUUUAGUUAGAAAAACAAAAAAAAAAUCCCAUGACGUGAGAGACACGCAUAUACCUAUUUUCUUCCGCGAAAUCGAAGCACAAGAAUUUUCGUUGUGCUUCUAAUAAUGGAGCAUUAGUCAAUAAUUAGUCGAGAUAUUAAAACUGUUAAUGAGAGAUGAUUAGUUAUUCAAAAAAAAGAAAAGAAAAUUAACGAAUCACGACGUGGUCGGAUGUAAAAGAAACUUAUAAAGACGUUAACUAAUGUCGAUGCUGCGAGUGCACCAACAUUUUUCUUUCCUAAUUUUUUAUUUUUAAUUCUCGCACUCACGAAGAAAAUUUUCUUCGUUUUUUUUAUUUUUAAUGAAAUAGUUUUUUUUCAAUUCUUUGAAUUAAAUUCAGGGUUGCCACAAAAAAUUAAUUUUGUUUUUCCCUGACUUUUCCCUGAUUUCUAGAUAAAAUUUUCACUUUUUACCUGAAACCAAAAGAAUAUUCUUGAUUUGACAACAUUUUUAUCACGAAUUCAAUUACAUUCUCACAAAUAAUGAAAUUCUUCGCUCAAAUUCGAAAUAUUUUCAAAAUCUACUAUUUUAAUAAAAUUUCUCAAAAAAAUGCAAUUAUUUAAAAAAAUAUAAA
This is a messenger RNA of Leptopilina heterotoma, 4214 nucleotides long. RefSeq lists its product as uncharacterized. The record is from RefSeq and is a predicted model, not a curated record. The transcript is spliced from 10 exons. The coding region runs from base 783 to 2714 and encodes 643 amino acids. Lineage: Eukaryota; Metazoa; Arthropoda; Insecta; Hymenoptera; Figitidae.